ACCCGGAGAGUCACAUCCUCCAGAGCCACAGUCAUGGGGCUGUCGGGGUGUGCAGUACAGGACUGAUUUAUUUUUGUACAUAUCAUGCAGUGUCGGACUUCCGUCGUGUCAAAGGUCUUUUUUUUGUCACGUUGUAUUCUUGAGUGAAGCAUGUCACAGGCUGUAUGUCUCCGCUCGUUUCUUUUGGAUCUGUGUUCAUCUUUUGGAGAUUCCUCAUCAUCGCGUGUUGUGUCUUCUUUGUAUCCCUUUGGCUUUGAAUACACAGCAGAGGAGGUGAAGUGCUGAGAGAAGACCAUGGUGCUCAUCCCGUCAAUCAGCGGCCGCUGUGUGUGGCUCCGGGAGCUCGGCUGUCGGCUCUGCUGUGUCUUUACGCGCUGAGAGGAGCGGAGGAGAGCGGGGGCUUUCCGGUCAGUUGAAUCACGCUUCGCCGCUGAGACUGACUGAUUCUCGGGGAGGGAGGGGGUGCAUUUGGAUGGGAGACUACUCCAAAAACGAGCAGGGUCUAGAUCUGCUGCUUGAUUGAGCUUCAGGAAGAGAAAGUGACCAGUCCCUGGACCUUUGGACGCUUGUUGUGGAGGGGUUUUUUUUCAUUUGCUUUUUUCAUUUAUUUUUUAAACAUAUUUUUAAUUGUAUCCUUUCCUCCUUCUGACAGAGGAGGAUAAAGGGGAGAUCGAGCAAAGAGGAGACACCAGGUUGGCGCUGCUGUGCGGGGGGAGGGUUGGGGAGUGGGAGAGAAAAAUGCUGCCUUCGCAAGAAGCCUCCAAAAUCUACCAUGACAACUACAUGCGCAACUCCAGAGCCAUUGGGGUCCUGUGGGCCAUAUUCACCAUCUGCUUGGCCAUCAUCAACGUGGUGGUCUUCAACCAGCCCUACUGGAUCGGCGACAGCGUCAGCACCCCCCAAGCCGGCUACUUCGGCUUGUUCCACUACUGCGUGGGCAACGGGAACUCCGACCGGGAGCUCUUGUGCCAGGGCAGCUUCUCCGACUUCAGCUCCAUUCCGUCGGGAGCGUUUAAGGCGGCCUCCUUCUUCGUGCUGAUGUCCAUGGUGCUCACAAUCGGAUGCAUCGGCUGCUUCGCCCUCUUCUUUUUCUGCAACACCGCCACGGUGUACAAGACGUGCGCCUGGAUGCAGCUGCUAUGCGCUGUGUGUCUGGUGACUGGCUGUGUCAUCUUCCCCAAUGGUUGGGACUCAGAGGUGAUCCGGGACAUGUGCGGAGAGGACACGGGGAAGUACACCCUGGGUAACUGCUCGGUUCGCUGGGCCUACAUCCUGGCUAUCAUCGGCAUCCUGGACGCCCUCAUCCUCUCCUUCCUGGCGUUUGUGCUCGGCAACCGGCAGAGUGACUUCCUGCACGAGGAGCUGAAGCUUGACAACAAAGAUUUUGCUGUGUCAAGAAUUGAAAUCCGGGACAUCAAAGAUCCAAGAUUUGGAGUCCAGCGGUUCCAUUGAUAACCAAACCUCCUCUCCUCCUCCUGCUCCCUCCCUCCCUCCCUCCCUCCAUCAAUCGUGCUCUUGCUCCCCCUCUUCUCUCUGAAGCUCUUCAGGUUGAGCCCAGCCUCUUGAUCCAGAAUUGGAGGCCAAACUCCAGCACUCUGUGAAAUAGGACUGAAGUGAAAUCAGCUAACAAAGGCAAACUCAAUAUAUUGGAAGAGUAAUACAUCCUGAUAGGAAGUAUGACGAUCAGCUUGAUCAAACUCUGGGAUAAAAGAAUUCAUAGCAUACACUGUCUGUUAAUGUUGUUAUAAAAAAGAUUAUAAGUUAUUGCUAAUGAUAAUUAUGCUUGCAGGUGUCUUCUCUGAAAAGAUGCAUAUUUUUAUUGAGUGGAAAAAAGCUAUUUCCAGCUUCAAAAGCAACAUUAUAAAGUGCAUAUGUAAAAGCACAAAGGUGCUACCUCUGACAAAACAAGGGAAAAAACAAAGAGAAAAUGAUGAUUUUGUACAGCCCGUCAUUUUGAAGUCUUUUCCAGUCCAAUUUUCAACUGCUCUUUGUAUACGACAAAGUCUGAUCCU
Centropristis striata (black sea bass) is the source of this 2012-nucleotide messenger RNA. RefSeq names its product LHFPL tetraspan subfamily member 4a (gene lhfpl4a). Gene Ontology annotation, cellular component: postsynaptic membrane; inhibitory synapse; plasma membrane. The transcript is spliced from 4 exons. Lineage: Eukaryota; Metazoa; Chordata; Actinopteri; Perciformes; Serranidae. Gene Ontology annotation, biological process: sensory perception of sound; gamma-aminobutyric acid receptor clustering. The coding region runs from base 739 to 1452 and encodes 237 amino acids. Gene Ontology annotation, molecular function: GABA receptor binding. The record is from RefSeq and is a predicted model, not a curated record.